Molecule: messenger RNA, 1634 nt
Organism: Cylas formicarius (sweet potato weevil)
Lineage: Eukaryota; Metazoa; Arthropoda; Insecta; Coleoptera; Brentidae
Product: putative inorganic phosphate cotransporter
Exons: 9
Coding region: 100-1545 (481 amino acids)
Biological process (GO): transmembrane transport; monoatomic anion transport
Molecular function (GO): transmembrane transporter activity
Source: RefSeq, a predicted model, not a curated record
AGACGCCACUUCAGAGAUACGCUCAAGGUACUUAUCUAUAUGUGAGUUGGUAACAACAGUGAUUACCUUUUUUGAAAUCAAAAAAUAAAUCGCUGAAAAAUGCUGUCCGGCUGGAAAUUAACUUUAUCUAAAAUGUUCCUAAUACCCCAGAGAUAUGUUUUGGGAGUCAUGGGUUUUUUGGCGAUUAUCAACUCUUACACGAUGAGGGUGUCUAUUUCGGUGGCCAUCACUGAAAUGGUGCCACCAAAAAACUCCUCCUCUCACAAAUCGGACAUUUGUUCCUAUUCUGACUCGGGCUCGUCGACCACAAAUUCCGUAACCGACGGCAGUAAGCUCUAUGACUGGAACGAGUCGACUCAAGGUUUAAUACUGAGCAGCUUUUAUUGGGGUUACGCAGGAACGCAGCUCCUCGGCGGCUACCUUUCUGAAAGAUAUGGUGGUAAAUACACGCUCGGCAUCGGCUUACUUAUAUCAGCUAUAUGCACUCUGAUAACGCCUUGGGUAAUAUACGGUACGGAUGGAAACUCCGGAAUGCUAAUUUUCUUGAGGGUGGUGGAGGGUUUAGGUGAAGGUACCACUUAUCCGGCUUUGAAUGCCUUGUUGGCGAACUGGGUGCCAAAGCAAGAGAGAGGUCGUAUUGGUGCGCUGAUCUAUGCCGGAAAUCAAAUGGGUACCAUCGUCAGCAAUCUAAUCAGUGGGCAACUGAUCGAGGCCACCAGAGACUGGGCUUCCGUUUUCUUUUUAUUCGGAUCCCUGGGGAUUGUAUGGUUUGUCCUUUGGCAACUUUUGUGCUACUCGGAUCCGGACAGCCACCCGUUUAUAAGUGAAUCAGAAAAGUUGUACCUACGCAGGGAGGUGGAAAGCGUCACAUUGAAAAAGAAAAAGUACAUCCCGUGGAAGAAAAUCUGCACCAACAUGCCUGUCGUAGCACUCGUAGCCGCGCAAAUAGGUCACGACUGGGGUUUUUAUAUGAUGACGACAGAUUUGCCGAAAUACAUGAAGGGCGUACUAAAAUUCAACGUGGCCGACAAUGGCAUUUGGAGCUCGAUUCCGUACGUUUCGAUGUACGUAAUUUCAAUGUUCUGCGGGUGGUUUUGCGAUUGGUUGAUUAGAAAGGAUUACCUCAGCGUGACCAUGGCCCGUAAAUAUUUUACCACCGUAGCAUCUGUCGGACCGGCUAUUUUUCUAGUAGCGGCUUCAUACUCUGGCUGCAAUAGGGCAUUGUCGAUAACGAUGUUUACCACCGCGAUGGGCUUCAUGGGCGCCUUCUACUGCGGUAUGAAAAUCAACGCGCUCGAUCUUUCACCAAAUUACGCUGCCACGGUGAUGGGGAUUGAAAACACUGCUGGAGCAAUCACCGGGAUCGUCACUCCAUAUUUGGCAGGGGUUCUCACGCCGGAUCAAACCCUAACGCAAUGGAGGGAGGUCUUUUGGAUCGCCUUUGGAGUAUUUUUCGCGACGAACAUAUUUUAUCUCAUAUUUGCCAGCGGAGAAAUUCAAGAGUUCAACAACGAGAAGCAAAGCGACGACGGUGGGGAAAAAUGAGUCACGGAGUUUAGUGAAAUUCCUUGCGAUUUGUUUUAAAUAAGGGUUGCUAAAUAUGACAGAUGUAAUUGUAACUGAAGUAAAAAGAA